This is a messenger RNA of Marmota monax (woodchuck), 3064 nucleotides long. Its product is annotated as membrane-spanning 4-domains subfamily A member 4A. NCBI's taxonomy places the organism in Eukaryota, Metazoa, Chordata, Mammalia, Rodentia, Sciuridae. Gene Ontology annotation, cellular component: membrane; Golgi apparatus. The coding region runs from base 163 to 849 and encodes 228 amino acids. The transcript has 7 exons. The record is from RefSeq and is a predicted model, not a curated record.
UUCUCAGAAAUUCUCAGCACAGCCUUUCGGAUUCAGAAAAAACACCAGAAAAAAAAAAGUGCAGAUUUAAUCUGAGUCAGGUGUGAAGUGGGAGGAGGUGAUUCUAGCUUCACACAGAAUCGAGGCACUUCUCUGGAGCCUGGACCCCAUCAGACACAGCACAUGCUGCAGGCUGGAAGAAGCACUGUUUCUGCUGCCAUGAUAACCAUGCAAGGAACGGAACAGACCUCCGUGGAGGGCGGCCCUGCUCUGCAGUUCCUGGAGCAGGCAACCGCUCUACGCUCCCAAGUGUGGAAAAGGAUGCAGAAGAAGUUCUUGAAGGGUGAACCCUUGGCUCUCGGGGUUGUGCAGAUUAUAAUUGCCCUGAUUAUCUUCAUCUUUGGGAUAAUAAUGAUGACUCUCAAGUGGUUCACUUAUGGACCACUUAUAAUUUCGGGGUACACAGUUUGGGGGUCACUGAUGUUUAUUAUUUCAGGCUCCUUUUCAAUUGCAGCAGGAAAAAGAACUACAAAAGGAAUGGUCCGAAGCAGUCUAGGCCUGAACAUUGUCAGCUCUGUGUUGGCUUCCACAGGGAUGAUCAUCACUAUAAUUAAUGUGGCUAUUUUUACCAACUUUUACUAUUACUGUAACUACAAUGAGAUUUCGGAUCAUUGUGGGACCAUGAAAACUUUAAUGGGUCUGGAGUGUGUGGUGCUUAUUCUGAGUGUGCUAGAAUUCUGCAUUGCUGUGUCCCUCUCUGCUUUUGGAUGCAAAGUGAUCUGCUGCAGCCCCGGUGAGGCCCUGAUAAUUCUGCCACCAAAUCCUCCUGUGACAGAAACAGCAGCUUGUGCACCAUUUAAGGAGGUGUAAUGCCACCAUCAAGAGAAAAAUGUUCCAGAAAAUCUAUUCUUACUUUAACUCAAGAAUGUAAUUUAGAAUCCCACUCUGAUUUGUGUGUGUGUGUGUGUGUGUGUUUAUAAAUUCAGAAUCGUGUUCUCAUUUUUCUCCAGGAACUUGACAACUCAAUCCUCUGUAUCUUUAUCAGAAUAUUUGAAAUUAAAUAAAUAAAGCAUGCAUUUAAGGGUCAGCAGAACUGUAAGGGUCCCGCGAAACGUCGGAGAAAGAGACCACCAAGUGACCACUCAUGCAAUUGGCAAAAGGGGAUUUAUUGAACCAGCAUGCUGGGGCUCCGUGCCCACUCAAGAAGGGAAAGCAGCCCAGAGCCCCGAGCAGCGGCUGAACACUGCUUAAGUACACUUUUUGGGGAGGGCGGAGGGCGGAGGGCUUUGUAUACAUCAGAACAAAUCAUCAUGAGGCGCGGGAAAAUUGAACAACAACUCCUAAACAUGAUUAGUUCAUUCAUUGGCGGGAACAGGUCAGGCUGGAGUGAUAGGUCAUUCCUAAGGAGGGGGUUACAUUUAAACUGAUUGGUCCAGGCCCUGCAAGGCCUACGUGCGACCACACAGACCCCUUCAGUUAUUGAACAACCAGACAAUCAGGGGAAAUGUUUACUGGGCGGUUCUAAGCAUUGUCUUAACAGCUACAGAAAUUUCAGGUUUUGCAGGUAGCAUAGAACCCUAACAAUACCUCCUUUACAUUUUAACUCAGACCUUGCAGCUUAGAAACUUUUACAACACCCGGUCUUUUACCCUUUAACCUUUACGCUUUAACUUCAAUUUCUUUUACCCUUACAGAACUUGGACGUUUUCAUUUAUUCUCAAGACUUGACAUAUAGGGAUUAAACAUGCAAAGAAACUGUGAUUGCUGCUAAAAUGAGACAGCUGGGGCACAGAUUAUUUUUCCUUCAAGAAAUUUGAAUACAUGUGUCUCCCCACUUUUUCUUUCUUUUUUCCCAUGAAAAGUGCCAUGGGAUAGCACAACCAGUCCUUGCAUGUGCCUGAGUAUUGAGCAUAAGUAUGUGUGGAUCAGAUACAACUCAUAUUUUCUCUCCCUCUCUCCUGCUAUUUCCUACUAGGCAGGAUUGAAUUUUAAUGAGAUUUGUUUCCAGUUCCAUACACAGGAUUAUACAAUACACCAUUUUUAAUAAAUAUUCAUCAAAUCUACUUGAUUUUGUUAUUACAGAGCAAAAAUAAAUAAAAUUAAAAGCAAUUUAUUCAUGUGUUACCUGUUUCCCAUUCAGAUGCCCAUAUUUGUGACAAGAGACUUUAGUAUUGAGGUCAGAAAAAAGAGUAAUGUGCUAAAGAAUGUGAGCUUUCUAUACUACCAACUUAGGGUUUUUAUCUUGAAGAUCUCAUCUCUUUUAUUUGCUAUGUGUCUAAGCCAGGCAGAGAAAGGGAAAAAGUAUAUGAUCUCAUUUAGGAGAAAAAUGUUGAAGGCAGAAAACCAAACAGUAGUUAUUUGGGGUGGAGGGAGGGGAGAAGGAAUGAGGUGGGGAGAUAAAGAUCAAAGGAUACAACAUAGUAGAUAUGUAGAGAUGUACAAUAUGAAGACUUCAUAUUUGGGUAGAUUUCAUCUGCUCUACAGACACACACACAGGUAAUUAUGUAAGAUGAUAGUCAUAUCAAUUUGUUUCACUGUAGUAAUCAUUUUUGUUUUAUGUAUCUCAUAAUAUCACAUUGUAUUGAAAGGGUAACGUUUCUAAGCUGCAAAGCCUGAGUUAAAAUGUAAAGGACCAGGUAUUGUUAAGUUUCUAAGCUACACUCAAAGCCUGAAAUUCCUGUAGCUGUUAGGACAAUUCCCAGGACUGCCCAUUAGAUAAUUCCCCUUUGAUUACCUAGUUGCUUAACAACCCGGACCCCGAGCAGCUCAGCACGUAUGCACUCUGGGGCCUAAACCAAUCAGUUUGAAUGUGUACCCCGCCUUAGGACUGACCUGUCACCCCCGCCCGACCUGUUCCCGCCAAUGAAUGUACUAAUCAUGUUUGAGAAUUGUUGUUUGAUUUUCCCGUGGUGUAUGGUGAUUUGUUAAAGGGGACUGUGAUAUAUGUAAAGUCCCUGCCCUCCCUAAAAAAGUGUACUUAAGUGUACUGCUCAACCCCUGCUCGGGGCUCUUGGCCGCUCUCCCUUCUUGAGUGAGCCUGGAGCCCCAGAGGAUCUGCAAUAAACCCCCUUUUGCUGUUGCAUGA